CCUCCAACACUUCAAUCUACAAUACAUUCCCCUCCUUUUUUUUUCCAAAGGGAAUUGAUUGAGAAGUUGACUGUGAACAAAUCGGUUAAUUAUUUCUAAUUUAAGAGUGGUUUGCUUUCCACUUCUCUUUUCUUUCACUGCCUGGUUUCAUCAACCCCUCCAAAUUCAGAACGAAUUCACCAAAGUUUACUGCCGCCACCAUGUACGUCUAUAAGAGAGGUAUGUAUAUCAAUCUAAACUGCUACUUUUUCGCUGUACUCAUCAUAUCUAGAUGGCCGUAAGGAACGCGUUCAAUUCGAUAAGAUCACAGCUCGUGUAUCAAGAUUGUGUUAUGCUCUCGAUCCUGAUCACAUCGAUGCCGCUGCCAUUACUCAAAAAGUCAUUUCUGGUGUCUAUCAAGGUGUAACAACCAUUGAACUUGACAACCUCGUAAGUUAACCUUUACAAGCGCGCUGAAACUGCUCCUCUUUCCAGUAUAGUCUGCUAACUUUCUGCAAAGGCCGCAGAGACAGCUGCAUAUAUGACAGUCACCCAUCCCGAUUAUGCCAUUCUAGCUGCUCGUAUUGCAGUAUCAAACCUCCACAAACAAACCAAGAAACAAUUCUCCCACGUUAUCCGCGAUUUAUACCAAUACACAAACCCAAAAAAUGGCAAAGCAUCUCCUAUGAUUAGCAAGGAAACUUUCGAAUGCGUCAUGAGACAUGAGGAAGAACUCAACUCUGCUAUUGUCUACGACCGAGAUUUCAACUACCAAUACUUCGGAUUUAAGACCCUUGAGCGAUCAUAUCUUUUACGUCUCGAUGGCAAAGUUGCGGAACGUCCUCAACAAAUGAUCAUGCGUGUUGCCGUUGGUAUUCACGGUAAUGAUAUCGAAAGUGCUAUCGAAACAUACAACUUGAUGUCAAACAAGUACUUUACACAUGCUUCCCCAACACUCUUUUCUGCCGGUACUCCACAAGCACAACUUUCGUCGUGCUUCCUCAUCGACAUGAAGGAGGACAGUAUUGAUGGUAUCUAUGAUACUUUGAAGAUUUGUGCCAUGAUCUCAAAGAAUGCCGGUGGUAUUGGUCUCAACAUUCACAGAAUCCGUGCUACUGGUGCAUACAUCGCCGGUACCAAUGGAAAUUCCAAUGGUAUUGUUCCUAUGCUUCGAGUUUUCAACAACACUGCCAGAUAUGUUGAUCAAGGUGGUAACAAACGCCCCGGUGCUUUUGCUGUUUACCUUGAGCCAUGGCAUGCCGAUGUUUUCGAGUUUCUUGAUCUACGCAAGAACCAUGGUAAGGAAGAAGUUCGUGCACGCGAUCUCUUUUAUGCCUUGUGGAUUCCUGAUUUGUUCAUGAAGCGUGUUGAAAAGAAUGGAGAAUGGACUCUUAUGUGCCCCAAUGAAUGCCCUGGUUUGGCAGAUGUUUAUGGUGAGGAGUUUGAGGCCCUCUAUGAGAGUUAUGAAAAGGCAGGAAAGGGUCGCAAGACUAUCAAGGCUCAAAAGCUUUGGUACUCUAUCCUUGAGGCUCAAACCGAGACCGGAAAUCCUUUCAUGCUUUACAAAGAUGCAUGCAACAAAAAGAGCAACCAAAAGAACCUUGGUACUAUUCGCAGCUCCAACUUGUGCACAGAGAUCGUCGAGUACUCUGCACCAGAUGAGGUUGCUUGCUGUAACUUGGCUUCUAUUGCUCUACCAACUUUCGUCAACAUGAAUGAGGGAACCUAUGAUUUCCAAAAGCUUCACGAGGUUGUCCAAGUUGUCGUUAGAAACUUGAACAAGAUCAUUGAUAUCAACUAUUAUCCCGUACAAGAAGCUAGAAAGAGCAAUUUCCGUCAUCGACCUAUCGCUGUUGGUGUUCAAGGUCUCGCUGAUGCUUUCUUGGCUCUUCGUCUUCCAUUUGACUCACCAGAAGCCAAGCACCUUAAUAUCCAAAUUUUCGAGACCAUCUACCACGCUGCCUUGACCUCAUCUGUCGAAAUUGCAAAGGAACUUGGCCCAUACGAAACUUAUCAAGGCUCCCCAGUCUCCAAGGGUGAACUCCAAUAUGAUAUGUGGGGCGUCACUCCCUCUGAUUUGUGGGAUUGGGACUCUCUAAAGCAGUCCAUCAAACAACACGGAAUUCGCAACUCUCUACUUGUUGCACCCAUGCCUACUGCUAGUACUUCACAAAUUCUCGGUUUCAACGAAUGCUUCGAACCAUACACUUCAAAUAUUUACUCACGUCGUGUCCUGGCUGGAGAAUUCCAAGUUGUUAACCCAUGGCUCCUCAAAGACCUGGUUGAUAUGGGUCUCUGGUCUGACAACAUGAAGAAUCGUAUCAUUGCUGAUGGUGGAUCCAUUCAAAAUAUUCCUAACAUUCCAGCUGACAUUAAGGCCCUUUACAAGACUGUUUGGGAAAUUUCUCAACGAACAAUUGUUCAAAUGGCUGCUGAUCGUGGUGCAUUUAUCGAUCAAUCUCAAUCAAUGAACAUUCACAUGAAGGAUCCUACAAUGGGCAAGAUCACAUCUAUGCAUUUCGCUGGAUGGAAAUUGGGUUUGAAGACUGGAAUGUAUUAUUUACGUACCAUGGCUGCCUCAGCACCUAUUCAAUUCACCGUUGAUCAAGAAGCUCUACUUGUAGCUGAUACCAAUGUCGCUCGAGAACGUACUAUGAAGAAGCGAACUCUGCCAUCUUCUGGUUAUGUUUCAAGCGCCUCUUCAAUUGGUGGUGGUGGUCCAAAGCCUAUGUAUGCUGGUAAAUCAUCGACAUCUCUUAGUAGUGCACCAAAGGAUGUACCAACACCUAGCAUUACACCUCCUCCUGCACCAGCUAAGGAGACACACACACCAAUUGCUAAGACUCCUUUCAAAGCUGAUGUGGAGGAAGGUGAUAGUCCUAAGGCACUCGCUACAGAUCCUACUGGUGCAGUUCCUAAGGAUGAAGAAUUACUUGAGUCAAGUGUUGAGAAGAAAAAUCAGGAUGAGGAUGAAGGCAAAGAUAGUACUAAUCGAGAGUAUGAUAUUUAUGCCGAUGCCAAGUUGCAAUGUAAGUUUCUAUGUCUCUGCAUUAUCACCAAAAACAUUACUAAUAGUCAUACAGGUAGCAUUGAUAACAAAGAGGAGUGUAUGAUGUGCAGUGGAUAGAAUAGAGGAGUCUAGCUCACGCUUUAAUGCUUUUUGGGUUUUGGGUUAAAUAAGGCGUUGAUUUAUUGAUUGAUUGGCAUUUUUUAUGGAAAUGGGUAGGGAUGGUUGGAUGGAUGGAUGAAUGAAUGGAUAAAUAAUAUGAUUAUUAUGUAGGUACUGAAUCGAUGUUGUAUGAAUGAUUAAGGG
This is a messenger RNA of Sclerotinia trifoliorum, 3292 nucleotides long. Lineage: Eukaryota; Fungi; Ascomycota; Leotiomycetes; Helotiales; Sclerotiniaceae. The record is from the annotation of a GenBank genome assembly.